This is a messenger RNA of Fraxinus pennsylvanica, 504 nucleotides long. The record is from the annotation of a GenBank genome assembly. NCBI's taxonomy places the organism in Eukaryota, Viridiplantae, Streptophyta, Magnoliopsida, Lamiales, Oleaceae.
AUGGCUUCCAAGAUGACCAAAAUUUGUCUAGUUCUUGUUUUUGUAGUCAUGUUUUUGGAUGGAAUUACAGCUCAAUCAGGCUGUACUAAGACACUCGUGGGCUUGUACCCAUGUCUUAACUAUGUCAAUGGCAAUUCAUCGACCCCAUCUACAUCAUGUUGUUUACAGCUUUCGAGUGUAGUUAAGUCACAGCCGCAGUGUCUUUGCAUGUUACUUAAUGGUGAUGCCUCCUCUUAUGGUGUCAAAGUAAAUCAAACUCUCGCAUUGGCUUUACCUGGUGCUUGCAACGUGGAAACUCCUCCUGUUAGUAGGUGCAAGGAAGCAAAUGAACCCUCGACCCCAGCUGGUUCUCCGGCUGAUUCCUCCAACACACCAGAGAAUCCAACCAAGCCAUCAGUGCCCACUAUUCCAUCAGGGUCUAAAGUUGUUCCCUCAACAGAUGGAACCUCUAAUGGUGGAAGCAACCUUAAAUCACCAUUUAGUCUGGCGGGUUUCUUUCUCUAA